This is a messenger RNA of Lingula anatina, 3012 nucleotides long. RefSeq lists its product as uncharacterized. The record is from RefSeq and is a predicted model, not a curated record. Lineage: Eukaryota; Metazoa; Brachiopoda; Lingulata; Lingulida; Lingulidae. Gene Ontology annotation, molecular function: protein binding.
CAUUUUAGAACCAUGGACAGAACUGUCCAGUUGCUCGUUCCAAUUUUGAUAUUUUGCCUAUUGUAUUAUAUUGCGGCACAAUUUACAACGCCUUGGUUGCCGGUAUGCCCGCCUAAAUGCUAUUGUUAUGGACAAGCAGCCUUGAAUACAGCCACAGUGAAUUGUUCUCGCACGCGAGAGGGACCUUUUCCUGUGAAUGAAAUACCGGAGGACACAGACUAUCUUGAUCUUUCCCUAAAUAACAUGGGUGGUAUACCAAAUGGAGCUUUCGAUGGUCUUAAUCUCAAGGGUGUUUGGCUCCAGAGCAAUAAGUUGUCGGGCUCAAAUGUACCGCCAGAUGUGUUUAAACCGCUUACUGCGAUAGAGACUGUUGAUUUGUCUUUCAACGAAUUCACAGCCAUUCCACGCACACUUCCAUCAAGGUUGACACGCCUACUUGUGCAAAGAAACAAGGUUGACCGAGUGUUGCCAGAGGACCUCCAAGGAUACCCAGAUUUGACUUUCUUGGAGAUGUCCAUUAAUAACAUUUCAUAUUUGCCUCUCGGGCUGUUUAACUAUUCAUCGUUCUUGGUCGAUUUGAGAAUAUCUUACAACCCCCUCAAUGACACUGGAAUUCCACCAGGUGUAUUUGAAGGAUUAAGAAGACUUCAAUUUUUGGACCUUAGAUCCGAUUCCCUAACUAGUAUUCCAAGGGGUUUACCGCAGUCGAUAACAAACCUCGAUCUCGGCUAUAACUCUAUACGCCGCCUUUUUGCACGGGAAUUCCCUAAUCUUCCAAAACUUGUGAAUCUGUUAUUGAACUCGAACCAGAUAGAACUGAUAGACCCUGGGACCUUUGACGGAAUGAACAGUCUUCUACGGCUUAAUCUGAUAAACAACAAACUAAAUAUACUACAAGAAGGUGUGUUUUAUGGUUUGAAGAAUCUUAGGGAUUUGGAUUUGUCAAGCAACCGCAUCAUAUCUAUGGCAGAUAAUGUCUUUGGUCCUUUAAUUAGUGUUAACACUAUCGAUCUGGUUCACAACGAACUACAAUCACUGCAAUACAAGGUUUUGUAUAACCCAUCUCUGGCGAACUUAACAACCCUUUUUAUUUACGACAACCCAUGGAAUUGUGACUGCCACCUCAGAUGGUUACGAGCUUUAAUGGACAUGCGACCCACGUUGGUUGGUUUAACUGAAUUAGUGAAAUGUUCCUUACCAAUCAACCUAAAUGGUAGUACAUGGGACCUGUUAUUUCCAGGAGACUUUUCGUGUCAAAGUCCAGUUUUAUUGUGCCAAGAUAACUCAGAUUGCCAGUCCACUAAAGCAGCGCAUAUAGGUCGUCGUUACAAACAUUCGGGCAAGAUGUUUCUGCGAUCUUUACUUAUCUCAACACUAGCUCUAGCUGUAGCUGUAGAAUUGGGCCUUUUGAUGGGCACCAACUGCCAAAGUCCUACCCAGUGGCAACCAGUCUGUCCAUUCGAAUGUGUCUGUUUUUGGGGUUUUAGCUUUAAUGGCAAAGUCCUAAAUGGCACGUACAUGAAUUGUACGUCUAUUCGCCACGGGCCGUUUCCCGUGGGCGAGGUUCCAGAGGACACGAUGAUACUCGACCUGUCUUUCAAUGAAAUGAAAGAAAUACCGCCAGGAGCGUUCGACAAGAUACUGUACCUACAGGGUAUAUGGCUUCAGGGUAACCACCUGUCAGAGACCUCAGUGAGCCAAGGGGUAUUUGAUCCACUACAGUAUUUAGAGAUUGUUGACCUAUCACUUAAUAACUUUACUAGGAUUCCCCAGAUUUUGCCCGAAACUAUCAGACAGUGGUAUUUUGUUAGCAAUAAGAUAAGCCAUUUAUCUAGCACCGACCUCGAGAGGUACCCUAGUCUGAAAAUGCUCCAGUUAGCUGACAACAACAUCACAUAUAUUCCCGUCGGCUUUUUCGCUAAACAGACAGUUCUCUCAGUAUUACAAAUAGCCGAAAAUCCGCUCACAAAUGCUGGGAUACCGCAUGGAUUAUUUAAAGAUGCAAUUAGACUAACUACUUUAGAACUAAAAUCAGAUAUGUUGACCCAAAUUCCAAGUGGUUUGCCAGGAACCUUGCAAAUCUUGGACCUUUCAACCAAUGAUAUUGACCGUCUCUAUCCCUGGGACUUCACAGGACUUUCACGUCUUGAAACACUCGACUUGUACUCGAACAAAAUAUCCGUGAUAGAAAAUGGGACACUUUCAGAUCUGGUAAACCUAAGAACUUUGACUCUUUCUGAAAACCACCUGACGCAUUUGAGUGAAGGGAUUUUCAAUGGACUUGUCAACCUAGAGAUAUUGAACCUCUUCGGGAAUAAUCUGAAAACGAUGGCGGAAAAUAUUUUUAUCCCUUUGCGAAACCUUGCAUCUGUGGACUUGGAAUCCAACAGUUUUGAAACAUUACAGUAUGAGGUUUUGUACAAUCCACCCUUCAAGAAUUUGACUUCGCUCUUCAUAUCGUCUAACCCGUGGAACUGCGAUUGCCGCCUCAGAUGGUUGCGUGCGCUGGUUGACCUGAAGCCUUAUCUGCUGUUUCUUCCGGAAUUGGUGAAAUGUAUGCAGCCGCCAUAUCUGCAGAACUUGACAUGGGACGUCUUGUUUCCAGAAGAUUUUGUUUGCUAAACUGAUGGCAACACAAAAGAAGCUUGUUUGAAUAUUUUCCUUAAUGGACACAUCCUUUGAAAUAGCGCUUCAAAACAAUCCAUUAGAACGUAGGUUUUUAAUUAUCAUGGAUACCUGGUCUGGCAUGAAAAACAGAAAAUUAAACACACAGUGAAUAGAAAUAAACUUAUGACCGUUGCAAUCGGAUUCUUUACUUAGUAAUGUACAUUAAGUCUCGAGGUGAAUUCAAUUAAAAAUUAUCAUAAAGGACCAUUGAAAAAGGGUGUCUUAUUUUAAACAUCGCAUAUAACCUUACAUUUAGUUUUAAUUGAUUAACCUAUGUGGAUUUCAAAAUUAAACAAAUGCCCUGUACUGUAGGUAUUGUACAAUGCCCCUAUGGCAAACUGUUUA